CGCCCCAACCAGGAGGUUGUCCCUGGCCAUCAUACAGGACGAGCUGCCCCUAGUGCCCCAGAAGCUGAUUGAGAUCCAGGAGCGGCGGUGCCGGUCGCUGAGCUUCUCGCAGCUGCACAUGAUCUAUCCCCAGAAUUCCGUCAUCUACACUCUUGACAACAACCAGCUCCGGGCGUUCAUAGUGGAUCGGCUCAGCGGCAUGGAAAAGGAUGCAGCUGGCACGUACGGGGCGCUCCAGAUCCAUGCCUGGUCUGUUGAUCACAAUGGCAGUUAUUUUGCGAAACGCUACCACGAUUUCUUUAUUUCGCAGUUUUUGGGCGAGAAGGCCAUUGCCAGCUUGAAAUACAUCCCGUCGGGGUACCUGGCUGACGAGUAUGAGAAGCGUACGAAGCUGAUUGCGCGCGGGCGACGAUACUGGGAAUUGGGUAGCGGCAUACAUUAUCAGCAGGUUGAUAAGAAUGGGGUAUUGUCACUUCAACCCUGCGUCAGUAUUUCAACACUUGCUAACCAGUUUACACUCGCAUCCAGGAAUCCAUUCGAAUUGUUAUCGACCAGGGUGCUAGGACACUUGAACCUGGAUUGGCUAAGGUACUCGAAGAUGAGUUCCAAGUUGUCUCGUUCCACAAUUUGAAACCUCGGAUAUUGAUGGUGUGUCCUCCAACGAUCGCCUCAUACUUCCUUAGCGAAGGGGAAUGGAGUAAGUAGCCAGCGCAUGAGUUUAACAAGUCGUCCAUCAGCCUGUGGUGGGAUGGGACCUAAGGCAAAACUAACAAAGUUCAGAAAUUGUUAACGUCGACGAAGUC
Messenger RNA from Ilyonectria robusta, 803 nucleotides. RefSeq lists its product as uncharacterized. Lineage: Eukaryota; Fungi; Ascomycota; Sordariomycetes; Hypocreales; Nectriaceae. The record is from RefSeq and is a predicted model, not a curated record. The coding region runs from base 119 to 631 and encodes 170 amino acids. The transcript has a single exon.